AUGGCUAUCACCGAAGGAAAAGUCGCCUUCAACAUCCCCAACGCCGGCAAACCCUGCGAGACCUGGUACAAGAUCGUCGGCGACCUCGCAAGCGGCGUAACUCCCCUCGUAACGCUACAUGGCGGUCCAGGCGCCACCCACGUGUACUUACUUCCCUUCAUUGACCUAUACACCAAGUACGGUAUCCCGGUGGUUUUCUACGACCAAGUCGGCUGUGGAAACUCUACCCACCUUCGCGAAAAGAAUGGUGACGAAGCCUUCUGGACCGUCGACCUCUUCGUCAAGGAACUGGAUAACCUUGUUGACCACCUCAAUAUCCGCGAGCGCGGGUACGACAUCCUAGGCCAAAGCUGGGGAGGCAUGCUAGGCGGCGUAUAUGCGGCAAGGAACGCUAUUGGCCUGCGCAAAGUAGUGCUAGCAGAUGCACCGGCAGACGUUCCACUCAUGAUGAAGGGCGUGCAACAGCUUGUCAAGCACUUGCCUGAUGAUGUGCAGAGGGAUCUUGAGGAGUGUACCCGCGAGGAGGAUUUCGAAAGCGACAAGUACAAGGACGCCUGCUUGGUAUUUUACAAAAAGCAUCUAUGUAGAAUUCAUCCGUUUCCUUCGGAGUUGGAGAAGGCUUUGGAGCAGUUGGAGGAUGAUCCGACUGUUUAUGGGACGAUGUAA
This is a messenger RNA of Didymosphaeria variabile, 666 nucleotides long. RefSeq lists its product as uncharacterized. Gene Ontology annotation, molecular function: peptidase activity. The coding region runs from base 1 to 666 and encodes 221 amino acids. The record is from RefSeq and is a predicted model, not a curated record. The transcript has 2 exons. Lineage: Eukaryota; Fungi; Ascomycota; Dothideomycetes; Pleosporales; Didymosphaeriaceae. Gene Ontology annotation, biological process: proteolysis.